AUGUUGGGGAAGCAAUUAGGCUCCAACAACUACACCUUCUGGGUGAAACGCCGUAGACAGACAUACAGUUCCCCCCUAGGAUUGGCCAAAGAUGAUCCCAUCUUAGACGAUCUAACGGUGUCUAGAUCUGUGGCCGAGAUGACCUGGAUCUCGGUCCUUAAUCCAGACCUGUGGGGCUGGAAUGAGCUGGCCAAGUACCUCCCAGCGAUUCAAGCGGCUCAGAAUAAGUAUGAGUCGAUUGGAAUUAUGGCUCCGUGGUGUAAGAAAAUCCUAACUCCGCAAGAAGUCAUGGAGUUCCAGGUACAAAAACUCUCUAUUCCAUUUUCAGUUGCGCGUCGGAUCUCAAUUGAAUAUGGAAAUGGGACUCUGGAGAAUCUGCAGGGUGACAAUCGCACACCUCAGAUAUGUGCGAUUACCAACCACGCUCUGCUACCAUGUAUUCUAAAUGAAUCCGAGCUUAGAGCAACAAUCACUAGUAAGCCUAGAGCAAAGAUCACUAGUGAAUUCCAGCCUAGAGCAACGAUCACUAGUGAAUCCCAGCCUAGAGCUACGACCACUAGUGAAUCCCAGCCUAGAGCUACGACCACUAGUGAAUCCCAGCCUAGAGCUACGACCACUAGUGAAUCCCAGCCUAGAGCAACGACCACUAGUGAAUCCCAGCCUAGAGCAACGACCACUAGUGAAUCCCAGCCUAGAGCAACGACCACUAGUGAAUCCCAGCCUAGAGCAACGACCACUAGUGAAUCCCAGCCUAGAGCUACGACCACUAGUGAAUCCCAGCCUAGAGCAACGACCACUAGUGAAUCCCAGCCUAGAGCAACGACCACUAGUGAAUCCCAGCCUAGAGCAACGACCACUAGUGAAUCCCAGCUUAGAGCAACAAUCACUAGUGAAUCCCAGCUUAGAGCAACAAUCACUAGUGAAUCCCAGCUUAGAGCAACGAUCACUAGUGAAACCCAGCCUGGAGCAACGACCACUAGUGAAUCCCAGCUUAGAGCAACGACCACUAGUGAAUCCCAGCUUAGAGCAACGACCACUAGUGAAUCCCAGCUUAGAUCAACGAUCACUAGUGAAUCCCAGCCUAGAGCAACGAUCACUAGUGAAUCCCAGCCUAGAGCAACGAUCACUAGUGAAUCCCAGCCUAGAGCAACGACCACUAGUGAAUCCCAGCCUAGAGCAACGAUCACUAGUGAAUCCCAGCCUAGAGCAACGAUCACUAGUGAAUCCCAGCCUAGAGCUACGACCACUAGUGAAUCCCAGCCUAGAGCUACGACCACUAGUGUAUCCCAGCCUAGAGCUACGACCACUAGUGAAUACCAGCCUAGAGCAACGACCACUAGUGAAUCCCAGCCUAGAGCAACGACCACUAGUGAAUCCCAGCUUAGAGCAACAAUCACUAGUGAAUCCCAGCUUAGAGCAACAAUCACUAGUGAAUCCCAGCCUGGAGCAACGACCACUAGUGAAUCCCAGCUUAGAGCAACGACCACUAGUGAAUCCCAGCUUAGAGCUACGACCACUAGUGAAUCCCAGCCUAGAGCAACGACCACUAGUGAAUCCCAGCCUAAAGCAACGACCACUAGUGAAUCCCAGCUUAGAGCAACAAUCACUAGUGAAUCCCAGCUUAGAGCAACAAUCACUAGUGAAUCCCAGCCUGGAGCAACGACCACUAGUGAAUCCCAGCUUAGAGCAACGACCACUAGUGAAUCCCAGCUUAGAUCAACGAUCACUAGUGAAUCCCAGCCUAGAGCAACGAUCACUAGUGAAUCCCAGCCUAGAGCAACGAUCACUAGUGAAUCCCAGCCUAGAGCAACGAUCACUAGUGAAUCCCAGCCUAGAGCAACGACCACUAGUGAAUCCCAGCCUAGAGCAACGACCACUAGUGAAUCCCAGCCUAGAGCAACGACCACUAGUGAAUCCCAGCCUAGAGCAACGACCACUAGUGAAUCCCAGCUUAGAGCAACGAUCACUAGUGAAUCCCAGCUUAGAGCAACGAUCACUAGUGAUUCCCAGCUCAGAGCAACGAUCACUAGUGAAUCCCAGCCUAGAGCAACGAUCACUAGUGAAUCCCAGCCUAGAGCAACGAUCACUAGUGAAUCCCAGCCUAGAGCAACGAUCACUAGUGAAUCCCAGCUUAGACCAACGAUCACACGACCACUAGUGAAUCCCAGCCUAGAGCAACGACCACUAGUGAAUCCCAGCCUAGAGCAACGACCACUAGUGAAUCCCAGCCUAGAGCAACGACCACUGGUGAAUCCCAGCCUAGAGCAACGACCACUAGUGAAUCCCAGCCUAGAGCAACGACCACUAGUGAAUCCCAGCCUAGAGCAACGAUCACUAGUGAAUCCCAGCCUAGAGCAACGACCACUAGUGAAUCCCAGCUUAGAGCAACAAUCACUAGUGAAUCCCAGCCGAGCAACGAUCACUAGUGAAUCCCAGCCUAGAGCAACGAUCACUAGUGAAUCCCAGCUUAGAGCAACGAUCACUAGUGAAUCCCAGCUUAGAGCAACGAUCACUAGUGAAUCCCAGCUUAGAGCAACGAUCACUAGUGAAUCCCAGCCUAGAGCAACGAUCACUAGUGAAUCCCAGCUUAGAGCAACGAUCACUAGUGAAUCCCAGCCUAGAGCAACGAUCACUAGUGAAUCCCAGCCUAGAGCAACGAUCACUAGUGAAUCCCAGCUUAGAGCAACGAUCACUAGUGAAUCCCAGCUUAGAGCAACGAUCACUAGUGAAUCCCAGCCUAGAGCAACGAUCACUAGUGAAUCCCAGCUUAUAGCAACAAUCACUAGUGAAUCCCAGCCUAGAGCAACGACCACUAGUGAAUCCCAGCUUAGAGCAACGACCACUAGUGAAUCCCAGCUUAGAGCAACGAUCACUAGUGAAUCCCAGCCUAGAGCAACGAUCACUAGUGAAUCCCAGCCUAGAGCAACGACCACUAGUGAAUCCCAGCUUAGAGCAACAAUCACUAGUGAAUCCCAGCUUAGAGCAACAAUCACUAGUGAAUCCCAGCCUGGAGCAACGACCACUAGUGAAUCCCAGCUUAGAGCAACGACCACUAGUGAAUCCCAGCUUAGAGCAACGACCACUAGUGAAUCCCAGCUUAGAUCAACGAUCACUAGUGAAUCCCAGCCUAGAGCAACGAUCACUAGUGAAUCCCAGCCUAGAGCAACGAUCACUAGUGAAUCCCAGCCUAGAGCAACGACCACUAGUGAAUCCCAGCCUAGAGCAACGACCACUAGUGAAUCCCAGCCUAGAGCAACGACCACUAGUGAAUCCCAGCUUAGAGCAACGAUCACUAGUGAAUCCCAGCUUAGAGCAACGAUCACUAGUGAUUCCCAGCUCAGAGCAACGAUCACUAGUGAAUCCCAGCCUAGAGCAACGAUCACUAGUGAAUCCCAGCCUAGAGCAACGAUCACUAGUGAAUCCCAGCCUAGAGCAACGAUCACUAGUGAAUCCCAGCUUAGACCAACGAUCACUAGUGAAUCCCAGCUUAGAGCAACGAUCACUAGUGAAUCCCAGCUUAGAGCAACGAUCACUAGUGAAUCCCAGCCUAGAGCAACGAUCACUAGUGAAUCCCAGCCUAGAGCAACGACCACUAGUGAAUCCCAGCCUAGAGCAACGAUCACUAGUGAAUCCCAGCCUAGAGCAACGACCACUAGUGAAUCCCAGCCUAGAGCAACGACCACUAGUGAAUCCCAGCCUAGAGCAACGACCACUAGUGAAUCCCAGCUUAGAGCAACGAUCACUAGUUAA
Messenger RNA from Macrosteles quadrilineatus (aster leafhopper), 3750 nucleotides. RefSeq names its product serine-rich adhesin for platelets-like. The transcript is spliced from 3 exons. Lineage: Eukaryota; Metazoa; Arthropoda; Insecta; Hemiptera; Cicadellidae. The record is from RefSeq and is a predicted model, not a curated record. Bases 1 to 3750 code for a protein of 1249 amino acids.